Messenger RNA from Rhododendron vialii, 1705 nucleotides. RefSeq names its product beta-fructofuranosidase, insoluble isoenzyme CWINV1-like. Lineage: Eukaryota; Viridiplantae; Streptophyta; Magnoliopsida; Ericales; Ericaceae. The coding region runs from base 74 to 1687 and encodes 537 amino acids. Gene Ontology annotation, biological process: carbohydrate metabolic process. Gene Ontology annotation, molecular function: hydrolase activity, hydrolyzing O-glycosyl compounds. The transcript is spliced from 6 exons. The record is from RefSeq and is a predicted model, not a curated record.
CAUUAAAAGAAUGAAACUUCAUUUCUACUUGUUUUUUUUUUUUCUUUUUUGAACUCUCUUCAUCAUUUCUCACAUGUUUCUUUGCCCUUGUUUCUGUGGCUUGACCUGUCUUGCCUUUGGAAUGGGACGUGUCUUUGGAUUUGCAGACCCCAAUGGACCCAUGGUAUAUAAAGGGAUUUACCAUCUAUUCUACCAGUACAACCCCAAAGGUGCAGAUUGGGGUAACAUAGUGUGGGCCCAUUCGACAUCGCCGGAUCUCAUCAAUUGGACACCCCACCCUCCGGCCAUCUACCCGUCUCAAACCGCCGGCGACAUCAACGGUUGCUGGUCCGGAUCCACCACAUUCCUACCCGGGGGAUCGCCCGCCAUUCUCUACACUGGCAUCGACCCGCAAAAUCGCCAAGUCCAAAACCUAGCCGUGCCCAAAACACCCUCGGACCCAUUACUUAUAGAAUGGGUUAAGCUACCCAAAAAUCCAUUAAUGGCACCCACUCUUGAAAACAAAAUAAAUUCCAGCUCAUUUAGGGACCCAACCACUGCUUGGAAAGGCCCUGAUGGGUUAUGGAGGGUUAUAAUUGGAAGCAAAAUUCAUCGCCGGGGAUUAGCAAUUCUGUAUAAGAGCAAGGAUUUUGUUAACUGGAUUUUAUCCGAGCACCCCCUGCAUUUUGCUGAGGGCACCGGAAUGUGGGAGUGCCCUGAUUUUUUCCCUGUUUCAAACCGAGGUGGAUUAGAUACGUCCGCCGUUGGAACGGGGAUUAAACAUGUUCUAAAGUUGAGCUUGGAUGAUACCAAGCAUGACUACUACACCAUUGGGACUUACAACGUUGUUAAGGAUAUCUAUGUCCCGAAUGAAGGAUCCGUGGAUAACGAUACAGGGUUGAGAUAUGAUUACGGAAAGUUCUAUGCUUCGAAAACGUUUUAUGAUAGCGACAAGAAACGGAGGAUCUUGUGGGGUUGGAUUAACGAGUCGUUGCCUCAACCCGAAUAUGUCAAACAAGGGUGGUCUGGACUUCAGGCAAUUCCAAGGAGCAUUUGGCUUGAUAAAUCGGGAAAACAGCUGAUGCAAUGGCCAAUUUCAGAAAUCGAAACGCUACGUGAGAACCAAGUCAACUUGCCAAACAAAGUGCUACAUGGAGGAUCAGUGUUUGAAAUCGCACCCGUCACAGCGGCACAAGCUGAUGUAGAGAUAUCAUUUGAAGGACUAGAAGUUGAUAAAGCAGAAGUGAUGGACCCAAGUUGGACCAACCCGCAAUUAUUGUGCAGCCGAAAGGACUCAUCUGUCAAAGGCGGGCUUGGACCAUUUGGGUUACAGGUUUUGGCUUCAAAGGACUUGAAAGAAUAUACGGCUGUUUUCUUUAGAAUUUUCAAAGGUCAAAACAAGAAGCAUGUGGUUCUUAUGUGCAGUGACCAGAGCAGGUCAUCACUAAAUGAAAAGCCUGACAAGACAACUUAUGGUGCAUUUUUGGAAGUGGAUCCUGUCCUUGAGAAAUUGUCAUUGAGGAGUUUGAUAGAUCACUCAAUAGUGGAAAGCUUUGGUGGAGAAGGAAAGGUAUGCAUCACUGCUAGGGUUUACCCCACCUUGGCUAUUGGUGAGAAGGCCCACUUAUAUGCCUUCAAUCAUGGAAGUGGGAGUGUAAAAAUCUCGAGAUUAAGUGCUUGGAGCAUGAAGAAAGCUAAAAUCAAUUGAACACAUAUAUGGGUGUAA